UCGAGGUCAGUGCCUAUCGUUGUCGGUAGAACGUCGGAGUGACAUUCAAACCAGAAACAUUUACGUCUGAAUACCCGUCGGUGUGUGUUGUCUCUUCAGGCAAAUUGAAAAACUUUGUUGUCGAAAACAAAACAACGAAAUGAAAUACGGAUUACAGACAAAGACUUCGACGUUAAUCAUCUUACUAUUAUCCUGUGGCAUUUUAACGAAGGCUAAAAUUCUAAACGAGUGUGAAGCCAUGCGUGAACUUCAACGUGGUGGCAUCUCAAGAACUUUCAUGAGUAAUUGGAUUUGCCUGAUGAAGAACGAAAGUGGUAUGAAUACUCAGCUCAUCACUGGUCCAAAAGGAGCAUCCAACUAUUACUACGGGAUAUUUCAAAUCAGCAGUAGCAAAUGGUGUACACGUGGUCGUGUCGGUGGUAUUUGUAACAAGCGUUGCGAAGAUUUUGCCAACGACGACAUACAGGAUGACAUAGUUUGUGCGAAAAAGAUUUCUAACAUGGACGGAUUCAAAGCUUGGAACGAAUGGACGAAGAAAUGCAAGAAUAAACCGUUACCGAAUAUAAGAAAUUGUCAAAGGCGACGAUGAAUGUCAUAGAAGAAAAUAAUCGUUGAUUAUUUUAACGAUCUAUAGAAGGAAAAGUACAAAAUAUCAAUGAUUUAUGAUUAGAUAACGAAGAAAACAUUAAUCGAUUACUUUCUAAUUUACAGAUGGUACAUCAGUAUGCGUAUCUUCACCGAGUCAAAGGAAGGAAGAAACGGUGAACAGAACGGUCUUGAAACGACGUAUGCUUUCCGGCUGAUAUUCCGGAAAGAUGAUCAUGGCGGUGAAAUUCGAAUGUAGUAUCAGUGACCUCUGCAAAGGUCGCUUCUCCGCAUCCUCUCGAAGAAAGUGAACCGAUGAGAAACGAAGGUAACAGGUAAAUCUCGGUCACUGUUGCUCUCGAGGUGAUCAAAUCUCGCUUAGCGUAAAGGAAGAUACCUUCCGUUGGCAAAAUCUUCUUCAAAAGUUUUUUGCCAAACUACGAACGAAUAACUAAGAAUACAAGCAACAAACAAGGAAAUAAAAAAAUGCUUAUCUCUCAUCGAUUAGAAGAAAGUAACUUUGUUGUAGUUAUUUAAUCGAAGAAUUUCGACUUUACAGAUUUCACUUAACCGAAGAGAAAAACUUGUUAAACCGAUAAACCCAACAUCGAUUUAUACAAAGCAACGUUAUAAAUAUAGAAACUACGAAUCUUCGUAAAUCCUAAUCCUCUAUAGCUUUGGCAUCACGUGGAUCGCUAAGAUUGUGUAAUUUCCGUAACGUCGUAAGCCACUCUUCUCUACACUACCGAUCUGUAUAUAUAUACGGAGAUAUAUGAAAUAUCGUUCACACGAAGGAAGUACGAAGCAUCGCAUCGAUACGAUGGCAGCGAGCGCGCACCGAAUGAGUUUUGAAACGGAAAAGAAAGUGCUGAGAUUUGAAACGGUGCUAAGAUGAUUAGGAGGGGAAUGGAAUGGAAUAACGUUCACUACGCGAGUUAAUAUUGUAACGUUACCAUUUCCACUUUUGGUUACGUUAACGUAACGUUGAUUGUUCUCCUGAAUUUUGACGUUGUUAAUUAUAAUCGAUCAUAGAAGUCACGGUAUCACCUUCGCAAUAUAUAUACAUAUAUAUAUGUGUGCGCGCAUGUGUUUGUCUAUAUGCAUGUACGCACACUUUACAUACUUGACGUUUCAUUCGUGUAAUUCUAUCUCUCGUCUAAAACUCCUAGAGAAACUACUACAUGCGAUCUUCUGCCUAGUAGCCGGUUUCUAAUGCGGGCGGCUGCGACAUGCAGAGGUUGUUAAACGAUUGCCUAAUCGAAAGACAAGAAUGUCUUUAACAAUCCGAUCUUUCUCAUAUACUGUCCUUCGAACUUUGUUUUUUAAAAAAUAUAUCGAUAAAUAUAAAAAAAACAAAAAAUUUGAAAAAACAAAGAAAAGAUAUUGCUCUUAAAACAUUGAAAAACUCUGUAAAUUUAAUUAAUUAGUCAGUAAUUAUAAUUUGUAGAUAUAUCUGUCAAAGAAGGAUAAAACUUAGGAACUAUCGCAAAUAUUUAUCUUCGUCGAACACAUUCGCAUUAGCAUGCUAAUACGAAAGGAGAUAGUACACUACUAAUGGCACACUGUAGUUUUAUGAGUUCAGUCGCUUGCCUGCUACCGUCGAGAUCUUUGCUAGAAAUCGCAAAUACAAGUCGUCGUGAAUACUACAAAAAUUUUUAUUAAAACCGAUUCAUGAUAGAAAAGGAUUUAUACAAAAUACUUUUUUAAUUAAUUCUUAAUCUACAAUCAUAUAUCGUAUGAUAGAAAAUCGAUAAAUUUAUAUUACUUCAAUGUGAAUCUUCGAUUCAUUACGCAUCAUCUUGUGUCUUCCCUUUCACCUUUCACUCGGUGGGGAUUAACGUUUGGCCUUAACGUAUUAGAUAUUUCUCUUCACUCUUGUUUUCUCAAAACGAUAUCCCAGUACAAAGAUAGACGUACACAAAUCUAAUUCAAUUGGUAUCAUGAAUGCAUCCUUGCAUCCUAUGAAAAAAUAACUUAUAAAAGAAUUUUAAUUGUCAAACUAGCUCUUCAGUGUUAAAUUUCUAAACAGUUUUAUAGAAACAUUUUCGUACUUUUUCUAAUCACAAAAAAUUCUAAAUAGUAUAACAAAUUUUCAACAAUAUAAUGUGGUUACUUUUAUCAAGGCUGGAGAAUACUCAAGAUAAUUAGGAUCGUGCUGAAAGAAAGCAACGUUCACGUCCAAGAUAAAAAUAUUCAAAUUUAACGCAAAACGCGCAUAUACUUAUAUAUAUAUAUAUAUAUAUAUAUAUAUAUAUAUAUAUAUGUAUGUAUGUAUGUAUUUUAUGUAUUUUCGUAUAAAGGGAGAAGGUUCAUGCGAGACGUUUUUCACACGUUAUUAUAUCCUACAUCCGGCACGAAAGAUUUCGCAGGAUCAAAGAAAAACCUACACGCAAAAGAAGAGAGAAAGACAUAUAUAGAGAGAGAGGGGAAAAAUAAGGAGAGAGAGAGAAAGAGAGAGUGAGGAGGAAGAUGAUACGAGCAAGAAGCUUAUGGCCGAGCGAAAGUGAAGCCUCGAGCACACGGAUCCCCUUCCUUCCCCCGACCUUCUUUCCGCAACCCCGUAACGUCAGUAUUCGAGAAACUCAGAUACAGCACAUGGCACCUUCUCGUAGCUAGGAGGCAGCUCGGAGUUUCCUGAAGCAUUUGCUAAGUAAAGUGCUUAUCAUUGGAAGAAAUCGAAAUUUCCUGGCGCCGAACUUAAAAAGAAAGAAGAAAAGAAAACGAUAUAUCUAAAAAUCUACAAAGAAAGAGAAGAAAUAAAAAAAAAGAAAUGAAAACUAUUGAGCGUCCUUGUUCGCUUGCCGUUGCUUCUUUUUUUUCCUUUUUUUUUUUAUCUUCUUAUACGACGUCGACACGUGAAAGCGAUCGUACAAAAUUUCGUGAGUCCUUUCGAGGUCACACAUAUGUAAGCACGGACAUACAUACAUAUGUCAUACUUAUGAGGUCGAGAUAAACAUGUGCGAUUGGAGUAUAAAAUUGGGUUACAGUGGAUUAUGAGGAAUAAAAAGAAGUUGAUAAAAAAAUGAGGGAAAGAAUAUAGAAUGUGAAAAAUAAGAAAAGAACAAAAAAAGAAAACAACACGAGGUCGAUGUGUACCAAGAAGUGGGUCAAAGGGUCAUAACUUGGAUAAUUAAUUUCUCGUGGAAGAAAGCGAUUUCCCUCUCGUUUAGUUGUACCAUCUCCAAUCGGAUCACAACUGGACGUUAACAUGAGAUCGAACGGUAGUCUUUUUCUAUACAAAUGUAUACGAGAAAGAGGAAAAGGACAGCCUGGAGAAUAAGAAUCUCAGAAAAUAAAAAGAUGAAUGACCGAUAGAAAUACGCAUUUGUACAAAUUCUUCAAAUUGCAAUUGAUAUGAUUACGUCAUAAAUAUAUAAAAUAAUUCCGUUGUAGAAAUAUACUGCUAUCCAGUGAUUAUAAAUUGCAGAUUCAAAAAAUCUGAUGUAAAACCACUAAAUGUAUUGAAACUUUCAAUUACGUUGUUUGCAUUUUGCCCAAUAUUUUGGAAAUCAUAUUUGAAUUUUAGACGGGUCAUACGUAUGUCGUAUGCGGGACGAGACCAAAAGAAUGGUUUUACCAUGUCCACUUGUCCACUUGUAAUAGGUAUUCAUAAAACGUUUUUACAUAAGG
Molecule: messenger RNA, 4215 nt
Organism: Vespula pensylvanica (western yellowjacket)
Lineage: Eukaryota; Metazoa; Arthropoda; Insecta; Hymenoptera; Vespidae
Product: lysozyme c-1-like
Exons: 2
Coding region: 140-589 (149 amino acids)
Source: RefSeq, a predicted model, not a curated record